AUGCCCAGCCUGUCCCUGACCAGCAGUCCUCCAUCACGGCCAACUCCCCCCAGUUCAUAUACUGAGCGUGACGUCAUAAGAAAUCUUCACGAUCACACAGCUGUAGAUGGAGUAACGUGGGACGAACGCACUCCUGCCGCAGCACGCCUCCCUCCCGACGUGCGUACUGCCAGCCGGGACCACAGGCCUCUUGCCCGCACCUGCGGGGCGCCCUACCUGUCGGCUCUGCCUCACACCGGCCGGGCCAGGCCCGCGGCAGCCGGGGGCCCCCGGAAGUUCUGCAAUAAGUGUUUCUCUGAAAGCGUAUCUAGGGGUCCAGUUCCAGGGGACUUAGGCAAUCAGUUGGAAGCAAAGUUAGAUAAGCCAUCAGUAGUGCACUAUCUCUGCUCUAAGAAGACAGACAGUUAUUUUACACUCUGGCUGAAUUUAGAAUUGCUUCUGCCUGUCAUCAUUGACUGCUGGAUUGAUAAUAUCAGGCUGGUAUAUAAUCGAACAAGUAAGACCACAGAACCACCAGAUGGAGUGGAUAUCAGAGUCCCAGGUUUUGGGCAGACAUUUUCCUUGGAAUUCCUUGACCCAAGUAAAAGGAGUGUUGGCAGUUACUUUUAUAUGCUGGUGCAAAGUUUAGUGGACUGGGGCUACAAACGUGAUGAAGAUGUAAGAGGAGCACCUUAUGACUGGCGAAAGGCACCAAAUGAGAACAGAGACUAUUUUGUGGCCCUUCGCAAGAUGAUAGAGUUAAUGUAUGAGCAGUAUGGAAGUCCUGUUGUCUUAAUUGCCCACAGUAUGGGUAAUAUGUACACCCUCUACUUCCUCAACCAUCAGAGUCAGGAUUGGAAAGACAAGUACAUAAAGGAUUAUGUGUCAUUAGGCGCUCCAUGGGGAGGAGUGGCUAAAACUCUCCGUGUGCUGGCUUCAGGUGACAAUAAUAGAAUACCUGUUAUCAGUUCACUCAAGAUUAGAGACCAGCAGAGAUCAGCGGUUUCCACAAAUUGGAUGCUUCCCUACAACUACACAUGGCCUCCAGAUAAGGUCUUUGUAAGCACACCUACAGCUAACUACACUCUUCGGGAUUACCAAAAAUUCUACAGGGACAUCAAUUUUGAAGAUGGCUGGCUCAUGAGACAAGACACUGAACCCCUGGUCUACCAGAUGACACCGCCUGGUGUGCGCAUACACUGCCUUUAUGGUACUGGCGUGGAAACACCUGAUUCCUUCUAUUAUGAAAGUUUUCCUGACAAAGAACCCAAGAUUCUUUACAGCGAUGGGGACGGUACAGUGAACUUACAGAGUGCCUUGCAAUGUCAAAAGUGGGUGGACAUGCAAAAACAGGAAGUGGUGAUCUUUGAGCUUUCAGGAAAUGAACAUAUUCAAAUGCUAUCCAAUGAUACUACUAUCUCCUAUGUGAAAAAGCUGCUUUUUGAUUUGUGAUACCUUGUGUUGACAGUUAUUUUCCUCACCUGUGAUGCCUUCCCUUAAAUAUGGGAAAAUGCUUUUUAAUCCCUUG
Nipponia nippon (crested ibis) is the source of this 1507-nucleotide messenger RNA. The record is from RefSeq and is a predicted model, not a curated record. Lineage: Eukaryota; Metazoa; Chordata; Aves; Pelecaniformes; Threskiornithidae.